Messenger RNA from Dermacentor andersoni, 2256 nucleotides. The record is from RefSeq and is a predicted model, not a curated record. Lineage: Eukaryota; Metazoa; Arthropoda; Arachnida; Ixodida; Ixodidae.
CCGGUAUACUGGCGCUGUUGCAUGCAUUUCACUCCAAUCGGAAGGCGGACGUCCCUGACGAGAAUCUGACAUGCGAGCUAAAGCUCUCGUCGGCUUCUAAGGGGUAAACAUUGGAGUCGCGCUCCUUCCCUGCUAAAUGCUUUAAAACACCGUAUUUCAUACCCCCCGCAGAUCUGCGUGAUGAUCCACAGUGAGCCAUGGAAGCACGCAGUCAACAGGGAUGCCAGCUGCCCCGUAGCCAACAGGGGUCUCUACUGGGUGGGCUACGACAAUGCCUGGAGCAUCAGACAGAAGGUUCGAUAUGCGCUCGAUCGUGGUUUGGCGGGCAUAGCCAUCAAGAACAUGGAGAUGGACGACUGGAACACAGUGUGCAAACGAAGGAUGGUGCUCACGAAGACGGUGGCCCGGCAGAUGGCGCAUUGUCGAGUCACGCCACGACGCAAACAUUGACCACUGACUGCCAUCCAAGAGGAGGGAUACGAUGGGAGCGCCAAAUUAGUUAAUUCCUUGCCAAUAUUUUUUAACGCGAAACAUAACAACCACAACAUUAUUAGCGAUUCCUUUACGCGCGCUCUAUCGAAUUUUUGCAGAAACAUCGAACAGCGCGUAUAAAUAAUUUGAUAUUUAAAUUUUUGUGAUGAAAGCCUUACUGAAUAUAUUGGCGCGAAAAUAUGGCACACAUAUACCACUGGGACUAAGAUUGCUCCUUAAUUUUAGUCUGCCAUCGGAAGUGCUACCUUACUGAACACGUGUGUUUAUUAUUGAGCUGAAAUUUUCUGUGAGAUCGCGUGUAAGAUGAUUAUUUUUGCCCUGACGAAACUUUGAUUGCCUUUGUUUACAGCGAAGUGUUAUUGCAAUGUGGUGUGUAACAACUACCAUGUUCUAUUUCCAGGGCUGACUAAGAAUAUAUUCCGCACAUUUCGAGCCAGGAAUUAGCCAGUUAGGCUGUUGGUCCAACUAUGUUUAUGUUGAUUUCCGUACCUGAGUUGAUGAAAAAAGAAGUGUGGCAGCAAAAUCAGGCCAAUUGUCGUGACUGCCUUGUUGAGUUACGCACAAUACACAAUGGUCCUUGAGGUGCACUCAGGCUUACCUAGCUGUAGAAAAGGCAUACGUUGUUGUGGCCUUGUGUACUUGCGUGUGCGAAACAAUAUGGGACGUUGCUGAGCUACGCUUUCGGGUCUCCCACAGGUUAGCGCGUUAAAAAGCGCCAAAUGUGAUAAAAUACCUCUCCACACUCUUUCAAUAUAUGAUAUUUCUCUUGGCAUGCGUCAGGCAGCGUCAGUUUUGUAGCUGAUUUUCGGGAUUUAUGCCUCAAGUUUCACCCCACUCAAACUAUUCCUGCCCAGCAGACUUGACUUCACUACCACCUGUCUUUUACUUAUCAAUAUUUAUGUUUUGUAGCUUAUGGUUAAAAAUAAAUUCCCUCAAUAAUUAGCUGUUUGACUAUGGAGAUGUUUGUCGUAACAAUUCGUCGUAAGGCCGAAUUGAUGUCACAUGUCAUUAAUGUCCUUUUUUUUUACUUUUUCGAAAAAAAAAAGGGAUCAAUACGCACAGUGACAACUUACAGGAUAAUUUGGGUAGUAUUUUACCUGAGCUACAAACGAUUGUAAUAUGGUAGGACCAUUAUAAACGACUAAGGGACGUACGCAACUAUGUUGUAGAAAAAAAAAAACUCGGGUAACAUUGCGCAAGAUACAGCGUAACUGUGUCCUCUGUUUUACUCGAGACGGGGAUCAUUUCGUUAUUUAUGUUGGAUAUUAAUAUUCAGGAAAAUAAGGGGACGCUUAAUAGCCAGGCGAGUGACCAGUUCGUGAUUGCUAUUCAACCUUCAGAGACCAUUGUCCUUUACCAUGACAAUGCUUUCAGUCCAGCCUCUUUGGCCAUGUGCAAUUGUUUUACAAAAAAAAAAUCUAUGGCAACGUUCUUACACCAUUCAUACAGGCCAGAACAGACCUGGCCUGGCCUCUGAUUAUUAUUUUUUUUUUUUUUUGCAUUUCUCAUGUCCCAACUGAAGGGAUCUGAUCUUGAAACAUUCGAACACACAAAAACAUUGGUGAUGAAUGCGCUAAAUAUUUCGGAAAGUAGCUUCUUACGAAUAAUGUAUUAGUCACUGGAACUGCGGCGAUAAUUUUCGAAGACGUUACUUUGGGGGAGAUACUCAUUUUAUAAGAUUUCAUAAUGAAACCAUUUGUUAUAAAUGCAAUAUUAUUCCUAGUCGGACACACCUCGUAUCUUCAACCCAAGGGGAUCACGCCA